AUGGGCCCUUUGCAGUAUGGACCAGACUUGAGAAUUCAUUGCUGGCUGCACAGUCCACAGAUCCUGUGUGCACUUUACAACCUUGCAAGGGACCCUCUUGGCUUUGAUCCCGCUUUGAACCUCUGGCCAUGCUUCCAGCUCAAUGGCAAUGGUCAGCACUACAUUCGCAAGGAUCUGCUGCCUCUCAGCAAUGAGCAUCUGAAGGAGCAUGAGAAAAAGUGUCGCAGAGACAAGCCUUGGACGUUGCUUCUGCGUGGAAGAGAGGGGUUCAUCAAGUAUGCUGGUACCGUGCACCGCAACUUUGAUGGCAAUGGGCCCGCAGCCCGCAACACUGAAGACCAUGCCCGCUCAACGGUGGCCACUACCCGUCUGUCACGUUGGGCCACGGGGGAAUGGUCCGUGUAUGCGCUUGUUGAUGGAUUUCAAGAAUGGCGACGGUCCAGCACUGAGCAAGAUGCAGAGCGAUUUCUCAUCAGCAUCCUUGGUCCCCUCUCUGCCAACUCCGCAAGAGGUGGAUUGCAUCUCCGUUUCAGUCCCUCAACGCCAUUCCGCGAGGCGGCCGAGAACCUGCUGGUUGCUGCUGGUGUCACUGCAGGACGGCCACCUCUAUCUCCUUGCGAUCAUGCGAUAGAGUCAAUGAUGCAAGAGCAUUGCAACUUUGUCAACGGCACAAAGGGGCAACCCCUCGAGCGCGCCAUUGACAUGGCUUCUCAAGCUUUGAGCACAACGCCUUUCAAGUUGAUGAUAAUCAUGAAGGAUAUCACAGCAGAAGACUUGAGGAACAACGCAGAUGACUAUGGCCUCCACGGUGUGGGAUGCGGACAAGGUCCAGAAGGGUAUCAGAGAAACCUCACUCUGUGCGACUACGCGAGCAACAAUGACGUGCACAAUGGCGUCUUCCGCGUGCACGAUCCACCUGCCUACAGUUGA
Messenger RNA from Ceraceosorus guamensis, 930 nucleotides. RefSeq lists its product as hypothetical. The transcript is spliced from 2 exons. Bases 1 to 930 code for a protein of 309 amino acids. NCBI's taxonomy places the organism in Eukaryota, Fungi, Basidiomycota, Exobasidiomycetes, Ceraceosorales, Ceraceosoraceae. The record is from RefSeq and is a predicted model, not a curated record.